ACCUUCCACAUGAAAAUCCUAUAAAUUGUGAUGUCUUUAUUACUUGUUUGUGUUGUUAGCAAGUAUUUCUGCAACUUUGUCAAAAUCUCAGACUAUAUACUCAAAAGCACGAUUAUUUCACAAUAGAAUGACUCUUUUCUUCAAACCCACAAUUUCAAUCCCACUUAAUUUCUCUUUAAACCCACCAAAAUCAAAUCCCAGAUUAUCAACAAUCAUGAAAGAUAGCAAUAAUAGUAGCAGUUUUAGUUCUGGUAUUGACUUUUCUGCUGCAAAGGAGAAGAGAAAGUUGCCAAUUUUGCUAUUUGAUGUAAUGGAUACUAUUGUCCGUGAUCCCUUUUACCAGGAUAUUCCAGCGUUUUUUGGCAUGUCCAUGAAGGAAUUGAUGGAGUGCAAGCAUCCAACUGCCUGGAGUGAGUUUGAAAAGGGAUUGAUUAAUGAGGAUGAAUUAGCUACGAAGUUCUUCAAAGACGGAAGACACCUAGAUCUGGGAGGCCUCAAAUCUUGCGUGAAAAGUGGAUAUUCCUAUUUAGAUGGUAUUGAAGAACUGCUCCAUGGUUUAAAACUUAACAAUUAUGAAAUGCACGCAUUUACAAAUUAUCCAGUCUGGUAUCAAAUGAUUGAGGAUAAGUUAAAGCUAUCAACUUACUUAUCUUGGACAUUCUGCUCCUGUACAAUAGGAAAACAGAAGCCAGACCUUGGUUUUUAUCGCGAAGUUCUCAGAUACCUUCAGGUUGAUCCAGGAAGCUGUAUCUUCAUUGAUGACAGGGCAAAAAAUGUGGAGGGAGCAAUUAGUGCUGGAAUGGUCGGCUUGCAAUUUAAAGGUGCAGAUGUGUUGCGUCAGGAUCUAUCUCUCCUUGGUAUCAACGUUUCUGCAGAAGAAAUCAAGCACCAUGAGACGACCUCAUAGAAGACGUACAACAUUUUGAGCUUAAUUUUCUAAAUUCUUCCAUUUGCAGAACUCAAUAGUUACUGGUUUCGUUACACUUCAAUGAACCUCUGGUGUUCUUUUCCUCUAUGUGUUGCCUUAUCUUUCUUCUUAAAUGUAUAUAUGUCUUUCUUUUUAUGGGGUGGAGGGAUUGAGGGAAGGACAGUAAUGUAAAUGUAUCAUUUUUUAUAUAUAAUACUUCAUUAUUCUCUUUCA
Molecule: messenger RNA, 1141 nt
Organism: Beta vulgaris subsp. vulgaris (sugar beet)
Lineage: Eukaryota; Viridiplantae; Streptophyta; Magnoliopsida; Caryophyllales; Amaranthaceae
Product: flavin mononucleotide hydrolase 1, chloroplatic
Exons: 7
Coding region: 128-907 (259 amino acids)
Source: RefSeq, a predicted model, not a curated record